This is a messenger RNA of Ipomoea nil (Japanese morning glory), 906 nucleotides long. RefSeq lists its product as uncharacterized. The transcript has a single exon. The record is from RefSeq and is a predicted model, not a curated record. Lineage: Eukaryota; Viridiplantae; Streptophyta; Magnoliopsida; Solanales; Convolvulaceae. The coding region runs from base 1 to 906 and encodes 301 amino acids.
AUGGUUACAAUUCGUGCCUUUCUCGCUGUUGCUGUUGCUCGUGGAUGGCCUCUUUACCAAAUGGAUGUGAGUAAUGCUUUCUUGCAUGGUGAUUUAACAGAGACAAUUUACAUGAAGCUCCCCCCUGGGUUUGUGUCCUCAUGCCCGAACAAAGUUUGUCGUCUCCGAAAGUCUUUGUACGGUCUUCGUCAAGCUCCUCGGUGUUGGUUUGCAAAGUUGGCAGACUCUCUCACUAAUUAUGGGUUUCACCAGUCAUCUUCUGAUCACUCAUUAUUCACUUUCAAUCACAAUGGUGUGCAACUAUAUAUUCUUAUCUAUGUAGAUGAUCUCGUUAUCUCUGGCAAUGACAAUACUGCUGUGCAUCAUUUCAAGCUCUACUUGAGUAAUUGCUUUCAUAUGAAGGAUUUGGGCACAUUGAAAUACUUUCUUGGUCUCGAAGUAGCUCGCAACGAAUCCGGUAUUUUCCUUAGCCAACGAAAAUAUGCUUUUGAUAUCCUUGAAGAGACUGGUCUCUUGGGUGCAAAACCUGCUGCUGUCCCACUAGAGGAAAACCAUCGAUUGGCUUUAGCUAAUGGAAAAGAGAUGACCGAUCCUACCAGUUAUAGGAGGCUCGUUGGUCGGCUUAUAUACUUGACAGUUACUCGUCCAGAUAUUUGUUAUAGUGUGCACGUUCUUGCACAAUUCAUGCAUAAACCGCAGGUUCCUCACUGGGAAGCUGCACUUCGUGUGGUGCGUUAUUUGAAGGCUAAUCCAGGGCAGGGGCUUUUCUUUCGGGCUGAUUGUGAUCUCCGUCUAUAUGCCUAUUGUGAUGCUGACUGGGCUGGUUGCCCGCUCACUCGUCGCUCAUUGACUGCUUAUUUUGUUCUUCUAGGAACUUCCCCGAUUUCAUGGAAAACUAAGAAGUAA